Molecule: messenger RNA, 1850 nt
Organism: Culex pipiens pallens (northern house mosquito)
Lineage: Eukaryota; Metazoa; Arthropoda; Insecta; Diptera; Culicidae
Product: FGGY carbohydrate kinase domain-containing protein
Exons: 4
Coding region: 90-1733 (547 amino acids)
Biological process (GO): carbohydrate metabolic process
Molecular function (GO): kinase activity; phosphotransferase activity, alcohol group as acceptor
Source: RefSeq, a predicted model, not a curated record
GCUCUCACCGCGGUAGUACGCGAGCAAUCCAGGUCCAAUAAAGAAGUGUGCCCCAACGCAUCAUACAGCCGUUUCCCGAUUGACGCGAAAUGUCCCAGCUAAAGUGCGUAAUCGGCGUCGAUGUCGGCACGGGCAGCGCUCGGGCUGCCCUGGUCACCAGUACGGGCCAGCUGCUGAAAAGCUGCGUCAAGGCAACGCAAACCUGGAACCCGCUGCCCGACCACUACGAGCAGUCUUCCGACAACAUUUGGAGCGCCGUCUGCGAGUGUGUUCGUACCGUGGCCGCCGUUGUUCCGAAGGAGCAAAUCAAAGGUAUUGGGUUUGAUGCCACCUGUUCGUUGGUUGCGCUGGAUAAGGGUGGUCAACCGUUGUCCGUGAGUUCUACCGGAAGGGCUGAACAGAACAUAAUUCUUUGGAUGGAUCAUCGCGCUCAAGCUGAGGCGGAUUUAAUCAAUGCUACCAAGCACGAACUGCUGAACUACGUCGGUGGAUCAGUUUCGUUGGAAAUGGAGAUGCCGAAGUUGAUGUGGUUGAAAAAGAACCGUCAACUAACCUGGUCCAAUGCGGGUGCGUUCUUUGAUCUGCCAGACUUUUUGACCUACAAGGCAACCGGGAGUUCGUCUCGCUCGAUAUGCUCGGCUGUCUGCAAGUGGAAUUACGACGCCAUGAAGAGUUCCUGGUCGGUUGAGUUCCUGGACAAAAUUGGAUUGUCAGAACUUGCUGAAAAUGGAUUCCAUCUGAUCGGUGAAAAGCUAAACAGCCCAGGGGAUCAAAUCGCCAAUGGACUCUCACAGGAAGCGGCUGCGUUGAUGGGAUUACUUCCGGGAACUGCCGUGGCCACCUCGAUGAUAGACGCCCAUGCGGGCGCGUUAGCCUUGCUGGGUUGCCGCAAUCCGGACAGCCAACUAGCCGACACGCUAACCUCGAAGUUGGCCAUCAUCUGCGGUACAUCCUCGUGCCACAUGAGUCUCACCGAAGGACCGGUGAUGGCGCCCGGCAUUUGGGGGCCGUACAAAAAUGCAAUCAUUCCGAAUCUCUACCUCAACGAGGCGGGCCAAAGUGCCACCGGGGUGUUGAUGGAUUUCAUCCUGCAGACGCAUCCCUGCUACGCUGGGCUGUUGCAAGAGCACGGCUCGAAUGGGAAGAUUUACGCAGUCUUGAACGACGUCUUGCGAGAGCUGACCGAUCGCAAGGGUUUGCAGUCGGUGCAUCGGCUGACAACUACGUUGCACGUUUGGCCGGAUUUCCACGGCAACCGGUCACCGCUGGCCGAUCCCAAUCUGAAGGGAAUGAUUUGUGGACUCACAAUGAACAAAACCGUUGAAAAUUUAGCCCUGAUCUAUUUAGCGCUGAUGCAGGCUCUCGCAUACGGAACGCGCCACAUCCUGGACGUGCUGGCCCGCUCGGGCCGCGAACCAAUCCGCUCCAUCUUGCUGUGCGGUGGCCUCAGCAAAAACCCACUGUUUGUCCAAACGCACGCCGAUAUCUGCUCGACGCCGGUUUUGCUUCCGCACGAAGCCGAAGCCGUUCUGCUGGGGUCCGCAAUGAUGGGCGCGUGUGCCGCCGGAAUCUACACCGAUCUGAAAACUGCCGCCGCCGAAAUGGCCGGACCAGCCGAGAUCGUCAAGCCCGAUUUGAGCGAUGAGAACCGGGACUACCACGAGAGGAAAUACCGCGUGUUUUUGCGAAUGGUCGGCGAUCAACGGGCCUACCAGCAGAUCAUGAAUGAAUGAGAAUGGGGGUGAAACGCAAGCAGGGAUUUCUCACAGAACAAUCUUCCAAUUGAGUGCAUUUUUUAAGCGUAACGUGAACAUUUAUAAACAUUCUUUAUAAAUAAAGUUUUGAAUCCA